Homalodisca vitripennis (glassy-winged sharpshooter) is the source of this 2593-nucleotide messenger RNA. It is a transcript of the gene Hsc70-5, whose product is annotated as heat shock 70 kDa protein cognate 5. The record is from RefSeq and is a predicted model, not a curated record. Bases 127 to 2193 code for a protein of 688 amino acids. Lineage: Eukaryota; Metazoa; Arthropoda; Insecta; Hemiptera; Cicadellidae. Gene Ontology annotation, molecular function: heat shock protein binding; ATP hydrolysis activity; ATP binding. The transcript has 13 exons. Gene Ontology annotation, biological process: protein refolding; cellular response to unfolded protein. Gene Ontology annotation, cellular component: mitochondrion; cytoplasm.
GCUGAUUGUCCCUUCGGUAAGAGCUUCUCCUGCCUGAUUUCUUUCUUUCUUGCGUGAGACAUUAUUACAUCAUUCUGUUUGUCGGCGGUGUUUCUGUGUAGUAGAGCGAAAUCAUUAACUUAGAAAAUGCUUCUUACAAGAUUGGCAGGACGUUCUGUAUUCGAACACACUUCAUUUACUUAUGACAUUGGAUGCAGAAGUCAUUUUAGCACAUUCUUCAAAAAGACAAGUACUCCUUAUGUUCUCUCAAAGUACUAUGACAUCCAAGCAAGACACAAGUCAGAAGGUGUUAAAGGAGCUGUCAUCGGCAUUGAUCUUGGGACCACAAACUCAUGUGUGGCAGUUAUGGAGGGAAAACAAGCAAAAGUUAUUGAAAACUCAGAAGGCUCCAGAACAACACCUUCAGUUGUUGCAUUCAGCAAAGAUGGAGAACGGCUUGUGGGAAUGCCAGCCAAAAGACAAGCUGUCACUAAUUCUGCAAAUACUUUCUACGCCACAAAAAGGUUGAUUGGGCGAAAAUUUGAUGAUGCUGAAGUUAAAAAGGAUAUGAAAAAUUUAUCAUACAAAAUAGUAAAGGCCUCAAAUGGAGAUGCCUGGAUUAGUGGCAGUGAUGGGAAGGUGUACUCACCCAGUCAAAUUGGAGCUUUCGUGUUAGUGAAAAUGAAGGAGACUGCAGAAGCCUACCUUGGAACUACAGUAAAAAAUGCUGUUAUCACUGUUCCUGCCUACUUCAACGAUUCACAGAGACAGGCCACAAAAGAUGCCGGUCAAAUUGCUGGCUUAAAUGUACUGAGAGUAAUCAAUGAACCUACAGCAGCAGCCUUAGCAUAUGGCAUGGAUAAAACUGAAGAUAGAGUUAUAGCAGUGUAUGAUCUUGGUGGUGGAACUUUUGAUAUUUCUAUUCUGGAAAUCCAAAAAGGAGUGUUUGAAGUGAAGUCGACAAAUGGAGACACAUUGCUGGGAGGUGAGGAUUUCGACAAUGUCCUCGUCAACCACUUGGUCAGCGAGUUUAAGAAAGAGCAAGGGUUAGAUAUUACUAAGGACCCAAUGGCGAUGCAGAGGUUAAAGGAAGCAGCAGAGAAGGCGAAGAUUGAACUUUCCUCAUCGCUCCAGACGGACGUGAAUCUUCCGUACCUCACAGUGGAUGCAUCAGGACCUAAACACAUGAACUUGAAAUUGUCCCGGUCCAAGUUUGAAAGUCUUGUUGGUGAUCUUAUCAAGAAGACAAUGGCACCUUGCCAGAAGGCUCUACAGGAUGCUGAGGUCUCAAAGAACGACAUUGGAGAAGUCCUACUGGUCGGAGGCAUGACAAGGAUGCCAAAGGUGCAGCAGACGGUACAUGAGCUGUUUGGCCGGACCCCCAGCAAGGCGGUGAACCCUGACGAGGCAGUGGCAGUAGGGGCAGCAGUGCAGGGUGGUGUCCUGUCUGGAGAAGUCCACGAUGUAUUGUUACUCGAUGUCACGCCUCUCUCCCUCGGUAUUGAAACACUCGGUGGUGUCUUCACCAGACUUAUCUCACGAAAUACCACCAUUCCCACAAAGAAGAGCCAGGUAUUCUCAACAGCUGCCGACGGCCAAACACAAGUAGAGAUCAAGGUGCAUCAGGGUGAGCGAGAGAUGGCCUCUGACAACAAGUUACUGGGACAGUUCACCUUAGUAGGCAUACCACCUGCGCCACGCGGCGUGCCACAGAUUGAGGUUACCUUUGACAUUGACGCCAAUGGUAUUGUCCAUGUUUCUGCCAGGGACAAGGGCACUGGCAAGGAACAACAAAUUGUCAUCCAGUCAUCAGGUGGUUUGAGUAAGGAUGAAAUUGAGAACAUGGUGCGCAAUGCAGAGCAGUUUGCUCAGGCAGACAAGGUGAAGAAAGAACGAGUGGAGGCUAUCAACCAGGCUGAGGGUAUCGUCCACGACACAGAGGCCAAGAUGGAAGAAUUCAAGAGCCAGCUGCCUCAGGAAGAGUGUGCUAAACUGAAAGAACUUAUCAAUGAAGUUAGAGACAAGUUGACAAAGAAAGAGGACAUCGAUCCUGAGGAAAUCCGCAAGGCCACCACCCAACUGCAGCAGGCUUCGCUGAAACUCUUCGAAAUGGCCUACAAAAAGAUGGCCGCAGAAAGAGAGGGAUCAAGUAGUAGCAGCACAACAGAACAGACAGAAGAAGAAAAGAAGGAGAAAAAAGAAGAGAAACAGUAAAAUAAUGUAUUCUAAUUGUGUAUAGUUUGUUCAUUAAGUUAUGAAGACUGCAAACGCAACUAAAUUUUUUGUAUUUUGUACGAUUCCUUCCCAUUUCUUCAGUUUCAACCCCUGUUUAUGUAGUGUAGAUGAAAUAGUUCUGUGAUAAUGUUAAAAGAUUAUUCUUAUGUUUAAUCUAAUAUUAAGUUAUAUGACCUCAAAAUGCAUUGUAAAAUGCAUCUCGGAAACAUUUCCAUUGUUACUCAAUAAUUGACUUAUUUUGUAAUUGUUAUUUUCUCUGCGGAUGAUCAAGCCUGAUGUCUCUUGGUAAAUCUGGUCACAUUUCUGUACAUUUAUAUCUUGUUAUAUUUCUUUAUGUUGUAUAAAAAUAGAUUUUUAUUAAAGUAAAUAGUAGCUAAAA